GGAAAAUGACAAAGUCAGGAAACAAAUAGAAAUAGAGGCACCAUCAGGACAAACUCGAAUAUGCGCGCGCAACAACACAACGGCUGCUACCUGCUUUGUCUUCUCAUUUCCUCUUUCUUCAUUGGUGUAUCUAUUAGAGGUGGAUCUGCUUCGGCUUCACUCCCGUAGUAGUACUCAGUUGUUUGUUUGCAAGAAGUAGUCAGGCCAAAUAUAAAUAUGACCUCCUCGACGCGAUCAGUGUCUAAAGGCCGAGAGCGGUCAGAGGGUCCCGUCAAUCGCGGCAUAACAAAAACGCUAGAACAAGAAAGCACGCAUAUGGUACGUACGACGUCUACAUGUACGACUCUAGUUUUUAAUCGGUGAGUGAACCCCAUGAUGUUUUUGUUCUGAUCCCUUCCCUGUGAGUGUGAUAGUAACUGAUGGUGGCUUCGACGCAAGCUAUGCGUAGAAGUUCAAACUCAAGCACUGAGUUUUCAGCUUCAAAGGUACAAUUAGGAGUUUUAACGACUAAUGUGUCCAUGUUAAUGCUCCAAACUUCUAAGACUACAAAUAUAUAAUGCGGCUUUUCUUCUUUUAUGGAUAUGGUUAUGCGGUUGACUUGAUCUGGAUGAGGUAGUAGAGCACUGUUGUUCACCGCAUGCAUUUCGAUUUACUUCAUUUUCAGGAAAAAAAGCUCGCUCUUCUGCGGGAUAUGAUUCAAUUAGAGGAGCAGCAGCAUGCAGCGAGAAAAGCCGACGGGAAGUCAACGAACUGGAAGUCUGCAUCCACAGCAAAGCCGUUGCGUCGCGGCUACAUAGACGACCAUGUGUCUCUUGUGGCUCAGUCGCGAACUAAGGCAGGUGGAAUCGGAGCAAGCAAACUUGUUGGCAGAGCGGGAGCUGCUGCGAGCAGUACAAUGUCCGGCAUAGUGCCGAGUGGGGGUGCCGUUCAAAAACCCGUAAGCAGCGCGCCGAAGCGCAUGGCCACUAGAAAUAGCGCCGCGGCUAGUGGGAGCGCAGGUACUUGUACUCGUACGUGGUAGGUGUUGAUAUUUUCGUCAUCGUGUCAUUCUCGAGACAACAUUAUUGCCACUUUUUGCUGAUAGUGCCUAUUUCCCUAGUCGAAUUCGGUAGAAGAAGAACUUCCAUGAACAAGAUCAUUUUUCUUGUUCCACAGCUUCUGCGCCCAUAGCUAAGCAGAAUGCCAGUAAAGUAACAAGCGUUGAGGCGGGUAGUGCAGCCUCUGCAGGCGGCGUUUCUCCAGAGAAAAAUGAGCUUCACGAUUUCGUCGCCUCGCUGUACCAUGCACCGAAAGUGCGACCCCUGAAUCCUGGUGCUGAAGUGGAGGACGCCCCGUCUCGAGAUACCAUAAAUGCACAUGGCAGUGACAGCGUAACUAGUAUCAAAGGUGGACAAGUAGCAGAGCAGGAUGUGUCUUCUGUGACAAAUACGAGCAAAGCUAGGCAGCUGAAGCCGAGUCGCAUUCCAGGACCACCUGGAAGUCUCCAGUCUUCGAACAGCGAUACGCCCAGCAAAGCCGCUCUCGGCGCUGGUGGUGGUCGCGCACCCGUGCGGUCGCGAGCAGGGUCACAGAGCACCUCAGCCGCUGGUUCCGCAGCAACAUCAGCGACAAGUAUUGACGCGCCAGCGGUGAUGACAUCUGACGAACUGCGCGCGUUCAUGCGCGACCGCGAGCGUAAGCCGAUGAUGCCAGAUGGGCAUGGGGAUCAUGAAGUAGACAAUAGCAGUAAUGUAUCGCCGGCGUCUAGGAGCAGAGCAUUCUCCGGCCAGAGCAGUCAUGGCAGCCAGCAAAAUCAUGAGAGUGUAAGUCCUGUACGCCAAGCUUCUUCGAAUCUCGCGGCAGCCCUGGAUCGUCAAAAGGCCGAGUUAGCGGAAGUGCAAGAGAUUCUAGCUGAGCUAGCUUUGACCCGCUACCAAACGGUUUUCGAGGAGAACGGGUUUGACUCGAGAGAAGUAAUGCUGGAAAUGACGGAGGAGCAUAUGCAGGAGCUGGGCAUGGCCCUCGGUCAUCGCAUAAAGCUCCGGAAAUGGAUACACGCGACUCGGCCAGGGGGUGCGCCAGAUCAGGGAGGUACUCCUGGUGUCAUGUCUCCGGCAAAAACACUGCGUCCACCGCCUGGUGUGGUCAUUGGAGGGACAACAGUGAACAACCAGCCGAGGAUGGUAGCAGCCGCAGGUGCUCAAGCAGGAGCUUCCCGGAGCGAGGAGAACAACGGAGGAGUUGUUUCAAUAGCGAACAAGCAGCCGGGAGCGCCGAAGGGGAUCUUGAAGAAUAAAGACGACUCGGGAGCGACGACGUCGUUUGCUAGUAAUUCGUUGUUGGAUGGCGAGUAUGAUGAAGCGGCGGAGGCAGCGGCAUUCAAGGAGGCUGUUAUGGCAUGGCGAAUGCAAGGAAAAGCGGAUGAACAAAGCUCGGCUGCCCGGACUCAAUCCCAAUCCUCCGAAGCUGUUGGAACGGCUACGUCGUGGUCGCCGACGAGUAAAAAUUCUUUUCUUUCGUCUUCUACCGGAACCGCCCGUCAGCAGGCUGAGGGGGGCUCACUGGCGUCGUAUGGGAGUGCAACGCUUCAAUUCGAUAAUAUGUUCGCCAAGGCAGACAGCCUUGGUGGAGGUGCAAGUCCGAAAAACGAAAUUACGCUGGAGUCUGGUGGUGGUGUUCUCUCUCCGUUGGCCAAGCAGGUUGGCCGCGGACGGGAUGGCCUCGUCGUCCUUCGGAAAUGCUGCUACUCGUGCUUUAUGCAAUUUUAUGACGGAGAAGGUAUUAUUCUGCAGACUGGGAUUAACGACAACAGCAACGAGCCGCCGAAAGAGGUCUGCAGUGCGGCAUGUGAGCAAGCGGAACGGCAGAAGGAAAUUCGCAAACAGGAGAUAGCAGAACGACGGCGCAAGCAGAUAGAGGAUAUGCAAGCGCAGCAGCGCGCGCGUGAGGACGAAAAAGCCCGGCUUCUCGAGGGAGCGCCACUCGCGACGGCUGAUCGCGAAAAGGCAAUGUUACUGGACGACACGACUGCAACCUCUGAGACACACACAAACACGCAAAAUGACGAGGUUGAUAUCGAUACUCCUUCUCCUUUUUUCACUAGAACCUCAGACGCUGAACAAAAGAAUAGCAAGUCCAGUGAAGGUGGUGCAACGGCCUCGUCUCUGUUAAGCACAUCCCCCACUACCACAGCACUGGUCGCCACUGCAGCAGGAGCUUCCACGGAGCAGAAUACGAGCAUCAGGAUGAUUUCCGCUGCUGGUGUGACAACGGUGAUUGAGGCGUAUCCAGCAGAGAGAGACGACUAUCGCCAGGGUGGACCAGUACCAGACGGGCAAUUGCGUGUGAUUGGUAAUUCCAGCUCAGACCGCGCGAGCCGCAGUCCUGUCAAGAGACACGCUGAUGGCGUGAAGGUGAUCUGGGAGAAGCCGCCUGAAAAUGAAGUCGGUGAGACGUCAUCAGCCCCCGAAAAGUUGGGAGCUACACCAGCACAACUAGGAAGUGCUGAGGGCACGACUAGUCCAGUAAAGCAAAACAGAACAGCCGCAUCAACAUCUGCAACAGGAGCUCCGAUGGGCUUUGUAUCUGCGCGAUUGCCAAUGCAAAUCACGAGUUUGCGACCUCCAGCAGCUCCGAAAUCUUCUGAUGCCGCUCCUAGCUCAUCUUCGUUCUCGACAAAUGGAGCGACACCUUCAAAAGCGUCACCCGCAAAACGAACUUCGAUCUCGCCUGACAAGACCACAAGCGGGGAUUUAGUAUCCGCAGGAGCUGCUCUUACAACUGGCGGUGGCUGCGAGGAUAUGGAUUUGUGUUCAGGAAACUCGUCAGCACGAUCGCGAAAGGACGACGCUGGUGACCGGACGAGGCCUGUGCAUGAUGAUGUUGGUGAUCAUGACUCUCAAGAUCGACUUCACGACCGUAGAGACGUUCCAGACAAAGACUAUGCGCACAGGAAUGACGCAGACGAGGACAUUGAUUUUGCUGCAACAGUGACAUCCGACUUUGAGUUUGCAGCUGCCGCGGUUGCGACUGCUGCGGGACCACGUAGGAUUUCCACAAACAACGCUAAGCCUCAAAGCCCAGGACAGCGAGGCAGCGGAGCAGCACGCUCCAGUCGUUGCGCAGGCGGAGGAAGCGUGCGCAAUGCUGGUCCGUCAACACUGCUGUCGCGAAAUAACAAGCAGCCAGACUACUUGAAAGAUUCAUCGAUGACGUCGCAGUGUUCGUCGCCAACGAAAGCAGACAGAGAAGACGACAAAUCGAUGAUACAGAAAUACCAGGGGAUGGAUGCAGUCUCGAUUUUAGACCAAAACUUGGUCUUGAAAGUCUCGGAUGAGGAGGAAGAGGGCUCACGAGUGGAAGAGCGCAAAGGUUAUGCUUACUUAUUUGAAAGUGCAAGUAAGGAGAUCUCAGAGAUCAAGUGGGGGUGCAAGUAGAUCUUUCUUAUUUGAAAGUGGAAGUAAGGGGAUCUUAGUCUUAGAGGUCGCCGAGAAUGUUGGCUUUGGCAUGAGCAUCAGAGAAGGACAGAACAAGCCAAACAAACUUCAUCCUUUACCUUUCGUUUUGCGUGUUAUUACUUGAUUCGAUUUGUGUUGAUGCUUAUCUUCUAAUAGUCGAAGCAGCAUUAUAGCCAUAGCACAGAAAGUGCAGCUUCGUUUUUCGAGCGUUUAAGAGAGGACGCGGAGCUCCAAGACUUUUCUGCUGGUUUGUCGAUGGCAGCAUCGCUAUACGAGACUGAAAAAUAG
Messenger RNA from Amoebophrya sp. A25, 4724 nucleotides. The record is from the annotation of a GenBank genome assembly. Lineage: Eukaryota; Dinophyceae; Syndiniales; Amoebophryaceae.